CAGCGGCGCAAAGGGGUGAGGCUGGCUGCCCUCGCGGGCGGUUAGUGUGAGCGAGUUAAAGGUUGGGUGUCUCGCACCGCCCGGCCGUUGGGAGGGUGGAGCGACAGCCCCUCCCCCACCAGCCCCGCUGCACCCCUCUUAUCGAGCUCCUUUUGAGACGAAGUGCGCGGGGAGGAAAAAAAAAAAAGACCGGCCAGCAGGUGAACUCUGGUGCAAUGGUGGGAGCUCAGCAGCUAGAAAUGCAGGCAGCGGCAGUGCCAGCGGUGGCCCCAGCAGGCGGAGGCCCCAGUGGCAGCAGUGGCGACCACCAGUACGAGUGCCUGGAAUGUGGCAAGGUAUUCAAAUGGUCAUCACGGCUGAUCCACCACCAGAGGACUCACACGGGCGAACGCCCUUACAAGUGCUCAGAAUGCCCGAAGGCCUUUAAGGGGUCCUCAGCCUUGCUGUACCACCAGCGCGGACAUACCGGGGAGCGACCUUACAAGUGUGACAAGUGCGGCAAGGCAUUCAAACGGUCAUCCUUGCUUCAGAUCCACCAGAGUGUGCAUACCGGCCUACGUGCCUUCAAGUGUGCUCAGUGUGGCCUGGCCUUUAAGUGGUCCUCACAUUACCAGUACCAUUUGCGCCAGCACACUGGCGAACGCCCCUACCCUUGCCCGGCGUGUGACAAGGCCUUCAAGAACUCUUCCAGCCUGCGGCGGCACCGCCAUACACAUACAGGUGAGCGCCCCUAUGUCUGCCUCAUCUGCAGCAAGGCCUUCACGCAGUCCACCAACCUGCGGCAGCAUCAGCGGGUGCAUACUGGUGAGAGGCCCUACCGAUGCCAAGACUGUGGUAAGGCCUUCACCCACUCUUCCAACCUGGCGUUGCACUGCCGAUCAGCACACGCUGCCCGCCCUGCCCACACCUGCGUUAUCUGUGGCAAGGCCUUUGCAUCGGACACCUAUCUGCAGCGGCACUUGGAGUCUCAUGGGGACAUUGAACCUCCAGCACAGCUCUUCUUGGAGGAACCAACCACCACUGUGGAGAUGCUGUUUCGGUGUAGUGUCUGUCACCUCACCUUCCCCUUGCAGGAGCAGCUGCUGAGCCACCAGGAAGCACACUUGGCCCAAGCAGAGCCACUGCCUCUGCCACCGCCACCACCGCCACUACCAGUGCAGGAGGAGGUGGGGGCUGUAGCAUCCCCCACACCCUCCCUAGCUUGCUCUGUGUGCAAUAAGACUUUCAAGAGUGCCGCGGGUUUAGCACGGCACCAACAGAGCCAGCACUCAUCUGAUCGCACCUAUACCUGCAUGGUGUGUGAACGCUCCUUCCCGGCGCUGGCCAGCCUGUUGGGCCAUCAGCGUUCGCAUCCCCCGGCUGAACAACGGUUGGAGGAGGCAGAGGUCACAUGCCCAGCACAGGCAGAUCCAGUGCCCGCGGCCACAGUGACGCCACCCCCACCCCCACCCCCUGAGCGCCCUUAUGUGUGUGGAGAGUGCGGGAAGUCAUUCAAGGGCUCCUCUGGGCUGCGUUACCACCUCCGCGACCACACGGGCGAGCGGCCCUAUGCUUGCGGAGAGUGUGGCAAAGCCUUCAAGCGCUCCUCGCUGCUGCGCAUCCACCAGCGGGUGCACACGGGCUUGCGUGCCUUCACUUGCUCCACCUGCGGGAUGGCAUUCAAAUGGGCUUCCCAUUAUCAGUACCAUUUGCGGCAGCACACCGGCGAACGCCCCUAUGCUUGCCAAGAUUGCGGCAAAGCCUUCAAGAACACCUCGUGCCUCCGGCGGCACCAGCAGUUGCACACCGGUGAGCGGCCCUUUGCCUGCCAGACCUGCGGAAAGUCCUUCACGCAAACAUCCAACCUCCGGCAACAUCAGCGGGUGCACACUGGCGAAAGGCCCUAUUGUUGCCGGGACUGUGGCAAGGCCUUCACCCACUCCUCCAACCUGGCGCUGCACAGACGCACCCAUUCGAGGGAGCGCCCCUUCCAGUGCCCGGUUUGCUCCAAGGCCUUUGUCAUGGCCUCUUACUUGCAGCGCCACUUCCGCACCCACAGCAGUGCUGAGGCACCCAGCCGCCCAGCCGCUGCCUCACCCGCCACCACUCAAGAGGUGCAAAUCAUGCCUAACUUGCAGGCCACUCUGAAUGUGGAGUUAAGCGGCAGCCCAGCCCCUCCUGUUUCAUCAAACACUCAGACUUUCCUGCUUGUGCAAACAUCACAGGGCUUGCAACUUAUCCCCAGCAUACAGCAGCCGCCGCAGCCACCCCCACCCCAAAAUUUACCCCCCAAACUUAUCCUGCUGCCCAGCCCCCAGGUGCCCACUACAUCCACUGCUCCCACCAGCAUUACCUUGUUGCCAGCUGCUCCUACCACCCCAGGCAAAUCUGCCCUGGUCCGUCAAGGUAAGGCCAAGAAACCUGCGCCGUUGGCUCCUCCACCACCAUCGGUGUCUGGCAGCCAGAAUAUCAUUUUGAUGCCCAGUGCCACCGGGACCAGCGUGCAGCCCCUCUCUAAUGUGCAAAUCCAGAGGACGCCAGGGCUACAGACUAGCGGACAGAAUGUUAUUGUUCUCCAGAGCUUGCCAGAACAGCAACUGGGCACGGUGCAGAUCCAAACUUUGCCAGCUGCUCCGCCAACAGGCACCAUUCAGAUUCAAACUCUGCCCCAGCCCCUCCAGAACUUUCCCACUGCCCAGCCAAGUGGCACUUUGCAAAUUCAGACUGUACCUGCUUCACAGCAACCUGGCACAAUCCAGAUCCAGGCCUUCCCGCAUCCUCCACAGACUGGCAUUGUGCAGAUUCAAAGCCUGCCCCUUCCCCAGAAUACGGUCCAGAUCCAAAGUUUGCCCACCUCCCAAUCAGGAGGCACUGUGCAGAUCCAGAACCUGUCUAGUUGUCCACAGACUGGCACAGUGCAGUUUCAAACUCUUCCACCUUCCCAGAAGAUGAACACUGUACAAUUCCAAGCUGUGCCAUCCUCUGAGCAGGUAGGGACCCUGCAGCUCCAAACUCUCCAGCCUUCCCAGCAAGUGGGUCCCAUUCAGAUCCAGACCUUGCCAUCCCUGCAGCAAACCAGCCCUCUGCAGAUCCACAGCCUGUCCCCCUCCAAUCAGCCUUUGGCCAGCGUCGAAAUCCAGAGCCUCUCGCCUUCCCAACAGCUGGAUAGCACCAUUCACAUCCAGGAGCUGGUUUCUUCUCAGGAAGGGCAACAGCUUCAACCUUCAGAGGAGAUGACCAGUGUCCAGCUUCAGACUUUGAGCCCACCACAGGAGAUGAAUGAGGUGGGGACUUCUCUGUCCAGCUCCCAUGAGCUCUCUGAGUUGGACCUCCAACAGGGACCUGGUGUGAAGGAGGAAAGCCAGGACCUAAUUGUGGUGCAGAACUCUCCAGGGGAGGAGAUCCUGGGGCCAGGCGGGGAGGUGGAGAGCCUGGAAGGGGUGCAAGACAUGCACUUUGAAACUUUACAGACCGAUGAGGGAGUUCAGAAUGUGUUGGUGCUGAGAAGUGCAGGAGGAGAGCAGACCCGGUUGUGCGUGCAGGAGGUGGACAACAUCCAGACAGUGCAAGAGCUGCCUGGCCUGCAGCUGCAAGGGCCUGAGGGUAGUGCCGGGACUGGGCAGAACCUCCUGAUCAUCCGUAGUGCCCAGGGAGAACAGACCCUCCAAGUGCUGGAGAGUGUGCCAACACUGCAGGUGAGCAGCCCAGACAGCACCCAACCUACUGGGGACAGCAACAGCGCCUCCCAAAUGGUGCAACUUCUGCCGAGCCCAGUGACUUCGCAAGGCCUGCCCUCCAUUCAGAUUGUGCAAACAGUACCCAACAUGCAGCUUGUCCACACUUUCUGAGGAUAGCUGUCCCCAUCCUUGCGUUGGAGUACCGACUGAGACUCAGUUGUGCUCUCACUAGUGGCUGCUAUAAUUAACUGUGUUGCCGGACAGGAUCCACCUGGGCAACUUCAAGACUCCUGGAGGUGGCUUGGCUUAGGUUCCUCAGGACAGUGUCAUGAAAUGACAGCAGAGAGCUUAGCUCACGCCCAUGCCUGCAGGUCCAAAGCAUACCCUUGAUUCCCUACAUCUUGCUGACAUGGGGAUUGCUGUUGCUGCUCGUGCCCUUGCAGUUACAAUGACUCCACCACCAUGUCCUUCCCCCCAAACACUUCUAUGUCUUGUUUUGCAUGUGAGAAAGGGAUAGCCAGUCCAGUCCUUGAUUCAAUCACUAACCCACCAAUUUCCCCAUCCUGUUUGAAAUACAUUGUUCCAGCAAGAACCAAAAGUAUGUGCAGUCUGAUGGUUGGAAGACUGUGCAGCCAGAACUCCUGGUUUUUCUCUCCACACUGGACAGAAAAUAUGGUUAGCAGAUAUCAACUGGACUGCUGGCUUCUCUACAUUUCCCUGCUGUGUUGCAAUAUUGGAGCUAAGUGCUGUGGAGCAGUGUGAGCUCUUUUUAUGUAUUAGGAAAUGGGGGAAGUUCAAGUUUUUGGGUCUUCCUUUGAUACUGGGUGCUGCAGGAGGCUGCUUUAUGAACUGUCAUAAACAGCAUCUUUUUCCGGUUAAGCCCCUCUUAUCUAUUCUCCAUUCCAGCCCCUCACCAUGUGCAGAACCACAUUUCUUCCCAAGUGUACCCCAGUUCCUGGUGCUAACAGACAAGAGGGUCAUAGACUUUUGGUCUAGAAGAAAAAUAAAAGACUGCUUCAAAGCA
Molecule: messenger RNA, 4680 nt
Organism: Lacerta agilis (Sand lizard)
Lineage: Eukaryota; Metazoa; Chordata; Lepidosauria; Squamata; Lacertidae
Gene: ZNF628
Product: zinc finger protein 628
Exons: 2
Coding region: 216-3827 (1203 amino acids)
Biological process (GO): regulation of transcription by RNA polymerase II
Molecular function (GO): RNA polymerase II cis-regulatory region sequence-specific DNA binding; DNA-binding transcription factor activity
Source: RefSeq, a predicted model, not a curated record